Messenger RNA from Esox lucius (northern pike), 9814 nucleotides. It is a transcript of the gene itpr1b, whose product is annotated as inositol 1,4,5-trisphosphate receptor, type 1b. Bases 216 to 8615 code for a protein of 2799 amino acids. NCBI's taxonomy places the organism in Eukaryota, Metazoa, Chordata, Actinopteri, Esociformes, Esocidae. Gene Ontology annotation, molecular function: inositol 1,4,5-trisphosphate-gated calcium channel activity; inositol 1,4,5 trisphosphate binding. Gene Ontology annotation, biological process: calcium ion transmembrane transport. The record is from RefSeq and is a predicted model, not a curated record. The transcript has 64 exons. Gene Ontology annotation, cellular component: membrane; endoplasmic reticulum.
GGUAAGAAGCAGAUUGCCGCUGAGGACAAAUUCAGCUGUCAGAGACGCCUUUUUCUAACCGUAUAUCAUAGUGGUUCUAACUGGAUUUCAAUGGAAUCAUGGAAUUAAACAAAGACGGUGGAGUGGAAAUUCUCGUUUGCUGAUCCAACCUGAAUCGCUUAUUUUUUUCGACGCUUUUCUUCUUUUUGUUAAGGCACAGUCCAGGGUGAGGCAACAUGUCGGACAAAAUGUCCAGUUUCCUCCACAUAGGAGACAUCUGCUCCCUCUAUGCGGAGGGCUCCACCAGUGGAUUUAUCAGCACUUUAGGGCUUGUGGAUGAUCGAUGUGUGGUUCAACCAGACACCGGGGACCUCAACAACCCACCCAAGAAGUUCCGAGAUUGCCUUUUCAAGCUGUGCCCCAUGAACAGGUACUCUGCACAGAAACAGUUCUGGAAGGCUGCUAAACCAGGCGGUAACAGCACCACCGACACGGUCCUCCUUAACAAGCUCCACCAUGCUGCUGAUCUGGAGAAGAAACAGAAUGAGUCUGAAAACCGAAAGCUGCUAGGAACUAUAAUCCAAUACGGAAAUGUUAUUCAGUUGUUGCACUUGAAAAGCAAUAAGUACCUGACAGUGAACAAGCGUCUCCCUGCCCUGUUGGAGAAGAAUGCCAUGAGGGUGACCCUGGACUCUGCUGGCAACGAGGGCUCCUGGUUUUACAUCCAACCCUUCUACAAGCUGCGUUCCCUGGGGGACAGUGUGGUGAUUGGAGACAAGGUGGUUCUUAACCCUGUGAAUGCUGGACAGCCACUUCACGCCAGCAGCCAUCAGCUGGUGGACAACCCAGGAUGCAAUGAGGUGAACUCUGUUAACUGCAACACGAGUUGGAAGGUAGUUCUGUUCAUGAAAUGGAGCGACAACAAGGAGACCAUUCUUAAAGGGGGGGAUGUUGUUCGGCUAUUCCAUGCAGAGCAAGAGAAGUUCCUGACGUGUGAUGACUUCAAGAAGAAGGAAUAUGUUUUUCUCAGAACUACCGGGCGACAGUCUGCCACCUCUGCCACUAGUAGCAAGGCAUUGUGGGAAGUGGAGGUAGUCCAUCAUGACCCUUGUCGGGGCGGGGCCGGAUACUGGAACAGCCUGUUCCGGUUUAAACACCUGGCCACAGGCUCCUACCUGGCGGCUGAGGUGAACCCCGACUAUGUGGAAGAAUGUCCUGAGCCCCGCUCCUCAGUGGUGGAUUUUGUUCCCUUUAACUUCCAGCUGGACUCGGACCAUGAGGCUCUGCGGGCCCGUCUGCGGACACCCCAGGAGAGGGUCAUGUACCAGCUUGUGUCCGUUCCGGAUGGCAUGGAUAUCUCCUCCAUCUUUGAGCUGGACCCAACCACCCUGAGAGGAGGGGACUCGCUAGUGCCCAGGAACUCGUUUGUCAGGCUCAGACACCUCUGCACCAACACAUGGGUCCACAGUACCAACAACCCCAUCGACAAGGAAGAGGAGAAGCCUGUCAUGUUACGGAUUGGCACAUCAGCAGUUAAAGAAGACAAAGAGGCCUUUGCCAUAGUGCCUGUCCCGCCAGCAGAAGUCAGAGAUUUAGACUUGGCAAAUGAUGCCAGUAAAGUAUUGGCUUCCAUUGCUGGCAAACUGGAGAAGGGCACUAUAACACAGAACGAGAGGAGGUUUGUCACUAAGCUUCUGGAGGACCUGGUGUUCUUCGUGUGUGACAUCCCCAACAGUGGCCAGGAUGUGCUGGAGAUCAUGGUCAACAAGCCCAACCGGGAGAGACAGAAGCUCAUGAGGGAACAGAACAUCCUCAAACAGAUAUUUAAACUUCUUCAAGCCCCAUUUACGGACAGCGGAGAUGGACCCAUGCUGCGAUUGGAGGAGCUUGGUGACCAACGACAUGCCCCUUUCAGGCACAUCUGUCGGCUAUGUUACCGGGUAUUACGCCACUCCCAACAAGACUACAGGAAGAACCAGGAGUACAUAGCUAAGCAGUUCCGCUUCAUGCAGAAACAGAUAGGCUAUGACGUUCUGGCCGAGGACACGAUAACGGCCCUGCUACACAACAACCGCAAGCUCCUGGAAAAACACAUCACGGCUGCCGAGAUUGACACCUUCGUCACCCUGGUCAGGAAAAACCGGGAGCCAAGGUUUCUGGACUACCUGUCUGAUCUGUGCGUGUCCAUGAACAAGUCCAUUCCAGUGACUCAGGAACUCAUAUGUAACGCUGUGCUGGACCCUUCCAAUGGAGACAUCCUCAUCGAGACUAAGUUAGUGCUGUCACGCUUUGAGAUCGAGUCUGUAACGAUCGGGGAGACUCCCAUAGAGACAGAGGAGGACGAGGAGGAGGUGUGGCUCUUCUGGAGGGACAACAACAAGGAGGUCCGGAGCAAGAGUAUCAGAGAACUGGCCCAGGAUGCCAAGGAGGGCCAGAAGGAAGACCAGGAGGUGAUCAGCUACUACAGGUACCAGCUGAACCUCUUUGCCCGGAUGUGUCUGGACCGGCAGUACUUGGCCAUCAAUAAGAUCUCAGGUCAGCUGGACGUGGACCUGAUCCUGCGCUGCAUGUCUGAUGAAGAUCUGCCCUACGACCUCCGUGCUUCCUUCUGUCGCAUGAUGCUGCACAUGCAUGUGGACCGCGACCCCCAGGAACAGGUCACGCCGGUCAAGUAUGCCCGACUCUGGUCCGAGAUACCCUCCAAGAUUGCCAUUGACGACUACGACAAUGAUGGGACAACCAGGGACGAGGUCAAGGAGAGGUUCUGUCUCACCAUGGACUUUGUGGAGAACUACCUGAUGUCUGUGGUGGCUCAGAACAUCCCUUUCGACGACAGAGAGAAAAACAAGCUCACCUUUGAGGUGGUGAACCUGGCGAGGAACCUUAUUUACUUUGGCUUCUACAACUUCAGCGACCUGCUGCGACUGACUAAGAUCUUGCUUAACAUCUUGGACUGCGUUCAUGUCAGCACCGCAUACCCCAUUAACAAGCUGGAGAAAGGAGAGGAAAAACAAGGCAGUAAUGUGAUGAAGUCCAUCCACGGAGUGGGGGAGCUCAUGACUCAGGUUGUCCUCAGAGGAGGAGGCUUCCUCCCCAUCACACCGACUCACCAGCCGGAGGAGGGAGCAGUGAAGACCCAGGUGGAGCCGGAGAGGGAGGACAUCAUGGUGAUGGACACUAAGCUCAAGAUCAUCGAGAUCCUCCAGUUCAUUCUGAAUGUGCGGCUGGAUUACAGGAUAUCCUGCUUGCUGUGUAUAUUUAAGAGGGAGUUUGAUGAGAGCAACCCUCAGGGUGAUGGCUCUUCAUCUAGUCCGGAUGGAAAUAAUGUGACAGGGGCUCUAGAUUUUGAGAACAUUGAGGAGCAGGCUGAAGCCAUCUUUGGAGGGAGCGAGGAGAACACCCCGCUGGAUCUGGAUGACCACGGCGGUCGGACCUUCUUGAGGGUCCUGCUCCACCUGACCAUGCAUGACUACCCUCCCCUGGUGUCUGGGGCCCUCCACCUGCUCUUCAGACACUUUAGCCAGAGGCAGGAGGUCCUCAUGGCUUUCAAACAGGUCCAACUCUUGGUGACCAGCCAAGAUGUGGACAACUACAAGCAGAUCAAAUCGGAUCUGGACCAGCUGCGCUCCAUCGUUGAGAAGUCAGAGCUGUGGGUCUACAAGAGGCAAGGGGACGAUGAUGGAGGGGACGGACCCUCAGAGUCUGACCAUAAAAAGAAGGUGGAGUCAGGCGGCUCUGACAAAAAGGAGGAAAGCACCAGCAGUUACAACUACAGGGUUAUGAAGGAGAUCCUGCUGCGGCUCAGUAAGCUGUGUGUCCAAGAGGGACAGUCUGGGAGAAAGAAUAAGAAGCAACAGCAGCGACUGCUGAGAAACAUGGGGGCCCACAGUGUGGUUCUGGAGUUACUGCAGAUCCCUUAUGAGAAGGGAGAGGAUGUCCGCAUGCAGGAGAUAAUGAAGCUGGCUCACGAGUUCCUCCAGAACUUCUGUGCAGGGAACCAGCAGAACCAGAUCUUGCUGCACAAGCAUAUUAACCUGUUUCUGAACCCAGGGAUUCUGGAGGCAGUCACCAUGCAACACAUCUUCAUGAAUAACUUCCAGCUGUGCAGUGAGAUAAACGAGCGCGUUGUGCAGCACUUUGUCCACUGCACCGAGACGCACGGCCGCCACGUCCAGUACCUCAAGUUCCUGCAGACCAUCGUCAAGGCUGAGAACAAGUUCAUCAAGAAGUGCCAGGACACCGUCAUGGCUGAGUUGGUGAACUCUGGCGAGGACGUGCUGGUGUUCUACAAUGACCGUGCAUCCUUCCAGACCCUGAUCACAAUGAUGCGGUCAGAGCGGGACCGUAUGGACGAGAACAGUCCUCUGAUGUACCACAUCCACCUGGUGGAGCUGCUGGCCGUCUGCACCGAGGGAAAGAACGUCUACACUGAGAUCAAGUGCAACUCCCUGCUGCCCCUGGAUGACAUUGUGAGGGUGGUCACCCAUGAGGACUGCAUUCCUGAGGUGAAAAUAGCCUACAUCAACUUCUUGAACCACUGCUAUGUGGACACCGAGGUGGAGAUGAAAGAGAUCUACACCAGCAACCACAUGUGGAAACUCUUUGAGAAUUUCUUGGUGGACAUCUGCAGGGUCUGCAACAACACCAGUGACCGGAAGCAUGCGGACACUGUGUUGGAGGGUUACGUGACGGAGACCGUCAUGAGCAUUGUCACCACCUUCUUCAGCUCGCCCUUCUCUGACCAGAGCACCAGUCUGCAGGUGGCAUGUCAGAUGUAUGCGUGCAUUCUGGGAAAGAUAAUGGAGACUCGCCAGCCAGUGUUUGUUCAGCUCCUGCAGGGGGUGUUCAGGGUGUAUCAUUGUAACUGGCUCAACCCCACUCAGAAGGCCUCUGUUGAGGCCUGUAUCAAGGUGCUGUCUGACGUGGCCAAGAACAGAGCCAUCGCCAUCCCGGUGGACCUGGACAGCCAGGUGAACAACCUGUUCGUCAAGUCGAACAACGUGGUCACCAAGUCCAUCCUGAGCUGGAGGCUUUCUGCCAAGAAUGCCCCCAGAAGGGACUCCAACAGCACCACAUCCAUUAGCUACAGGAAUAUCAUAGAAAGACUACAGGACAUAGUGUCAGCUCUAGAAGACCGCCUGCGCCCGUUGGUCCAGGCUGAGCUCUCUGUGCUGGUGGACGUGCUUCAUCGCCCAGAGCUGCUCUUCCCUGAGAACACAGAUGCCCGCCGGAAGUGUGAAAGCGGUGGCUUCAUCUCCAAGCUCAUCAAACACACCAAGCAGCUGCUGGAGGAGAAUGAGGAGCGCCUGUGCAUCAAGGUGCUGCAGACUCUGAGGGAGAUGAUGACCAAAGACCGUGGCUAUGGGGAAAAGCACAUAGCCUUUGAUGAUGAGAUGGAUGUGGCUGAGCUGGCCCCUCUUCCGGCCGAGCCUGAAGUCCCAGCGCCUGAUGAGCUUGACCCCAAUCUGCCCCAAAAGCAACUGGAGGACCAGAGAAGGGGUGAAGCUCUACGACAGAUUCUGGUGAAUCGUUACUAUGGGAACAUCAAGCCUGGGGCCAGAAGAGACAGUGUGACAACGUUCAGCAACGGUCCCGUCCCCAAUGGAGCGGAAGGGAAACCUCGAGCCGUGGUAAGUUCGGGGGCGGCUGCGGCCCGAGGGGAGCUGACCCUGCACGAAGUCCAGUGCCGCCUGGAUAAAGAGGGUGCGUCCGACCUCGUCAUCGACCUCAUCAUGAACGCCACCAGCGACCGUAUUUUCCAGGAGAGCAUCCUACUGGCCAUCGCCCUGCUGGAGGGCGGGAACACUGUCAUCCAGAAAUCCUUCUUCUUGCGUCUGACCGGGGAAAGCAAGUCAGAGAUGUUCUUUAAGGUUUUCUACGAACGGAUGAAGCUGGCUCAGCAGGAAAUCAAGGCCACUGUGACUGUCAACACCAGCGACCUGGGCAGCAAGAAGAAGGACGAGGAACUCCCUGACAAGGACACACCCAAUGCUAAAGGAAAGCGAGGGAAGGAGUUGGCACUGACAUCACCGGCGGCAGUCGCCGUGGUGACCGAAGAGGUCAAGGAGCAGUUGGCGGAGGCCUCCGCGGUCACCAAGAAGGCGUUUGCCACGUACCGGCACGAGGCCGAGGCCGAGGAGCACCUGGCCGUGGCUGACGGUCAGGGCGCGGCCGGCGUGGCCGAUGACCAGGAGGGGGAGAUGAGCGUCGUCAUCACCAUCAUGCAACCCAUCCUGAGGCUCAUGCAGUUGCUCUGCGAGAACCACAACAGGGAGCUGCAGAACUUCCUGCGCUGUCAGAACAAUAAGAACAACUACAACCUGGUGUGUGAGACGCUGCAGUUCCUGGACUGUAUCUGCGGUAGCACCACGGGAGGCCUGGGUCUGCUGGGUCUCUACAUCAAUGAGAAGAAUGUGGGCCUUAUCAACCAAACAGUGGAAAGCCUCACAGAGUACUGCCAGGGACCCUGCCAUGAGAACCAGAACUGUAUUGCCACACAUGAAUGCAACGGUAUUGACAUCAUCAUCGCUCUCAUCCUCAACGACAUCAACCCGUUGGGUAAGAAGAGGAUGGACCUGGUGUUGGAGCUCAAAAAUAAUGCCUCUAAGCUCCUCUUGGCCAUCAUGGAAAGUCGCCACGACAGUGAGAAUGCAGAGAGGAUACUGUACAACAUGAGGCCUAAAGAACUGGUGGAGGUGAUUAAGAAGGCCUACAUGCAAGGGGAGGUGGCGCCGGAGGAGCCUGCGGAGGACGAUGAAGAUGUUGAGGAAGAGCAUGCAGCCUCUCCAAGAAACGUGGGCCACAACAUCUACAUCUUGGCCCAUCAGCUGGCUCGCCACAACAAGGAGCUGCAGGCCAUGUUGAAGACCUAUGGGGAAGGGGAUGAAGCCCUGGAGUUCUAUGCCAAGCAUACCGCUCAGAUUGAGAUUGUGCGGCUGGAUCGGACCAUGGAGCAGAUAGUGUUCCCUGUGCCCAACAUCUGCGAGUUCCUCACCAACGAAUCCAAGCUGAGGGUGUAUUACACCACAGAGAGGGACGAGCAGGGCAGCAAGAUCAACGAUUUCUUCCUGCGCUCCGAAGACCUCUUCAACGAGAUGAACUGGCAGAAGAAGCUGCGAGGUACUCAAGAGCCCACCACUGGUAACGCAAACACGGUUCCCUCCCAGCCCAUUCUGUACUGGUGCUCCAGGAACAUGUCCUUCUGGAGCAGCAUCUCCUUCAACCUGGCCGUGCUCAUGAACCUACUGGUGGCCUUCUUCUACCCUCUGGAAGGUGUCCGUGGAGGCACCCUGGAUGGUCACCUGUCAGCCCUACUGUGGAUCGCCAUGCUGGUGUCCCUGGCCAUCGUCAUCAUCCUGCCCCAACCUCACGGCGUGCGGGUUCUCAUUGCUUCCACUAUCCUUCGCCUCAUCUUCUCUGUGGGUCUGGAGCCCACACUGUUCCUCCUGGGGGCCUUCAAUGUGGGCAAUAAGAUGAUCUUCUUGAUGAGUUUUGUCGGAAACAGAGGGACGUUCACAAGGGGCUACAAGGCCAUGAUCAUGGAUGUGGAGUUCCUUUACCACCUCCUCUAUCUGAUCAUCUGUAGUCUGGGUGUCUUCGUCCAUGUCUUCUUCUACAGUCUUCUGCUCUUUGACCUGGUAUACAGAGAAGAGACGCUGCUCAAUGUGAUCAAGAGUGUAACCCGCAAUGGUCGCUCCAUCCUGCUAACAGCCGUUCUGGCUCUCAUCCUGGUCUACCUGUUCUCCAUCGUCGGCUACAUCUUCUUCCAGGAUGACUUCCUCCUCAAUAUUGACAGGAUACCUAACAGAACACUUGAGAGUGGAGCCAGCAUGGUGGGAGAGUUCCUGUCAGCAGGAGUGUGUGGGAAGGACAACGGAGAGAACUGCUCCACGGAAAAUAUCAUGGAUGCUGCCAUCGCUACCCAGCCUUCAGCAAUGGUGAUCGAGGAUAAGGAGAGGUCAUGUGACUCACUGCUCAUGUGCAUCGUCACUGUUCUGAGUCAUGGACUGAGAAGUGGAGGCGGUGUAGGUGAUGUCCUGCGGAAGCCAUCCAAAGAGGAGCCUCUGUUUGCUGGCAGGGUGAUCUAUGACCUGCUGUUCUUCUUCCUGGUCAUCAUCAUCGUCCUUAACCUUAUCUUUGGUGUCAUCAUCGACACCUUUGCUGACCUCAGGAGUGAGAAGCAGAAGAAAGAGGAAGUCCUGAAGACCACUUGCUUCAUAUGCGGCCUGGAAAGGGACAAGUUUGACAACAAAACGGUGACGUUCGAGGAGCACAUCAAGGUGGAGCACAACAUGUGGCACUACCUGUUCUUCAUAGUGCUGGUCAAGGUGAAGGACUCCACCGAGUACACAGGCCCAGAGAGCUAUGUGGCCGAAAUGAUCCGGGAGCACAAUUUGGACUGGUUUCCACGGAUGCGGGCCAUGUCGCUGGUUUGCAGCGAUGCAGACGGAGAGCAGAAUGAGAUCCGAAGCCUACAGGAGAAACUGGAGUCCACCAUGAAGCUAGUCUCCAACCUGUCUGGACAACUAACCGAGCUGAAGGAGCAGAUGACAGAGCAAAGGAAGCAGAAACAGAGAAUUGGACUGUUGGGUCAUCCACAACAGCCACCACAUGCCAACCCCCAGCAGCCUGCAUGAGGCUGGGGGAAGGAAGCUCCUCAACCCAGCCCCAGCUCCCCAAGACCCGGGAAGACUCACUUCUACUCCUGCUUUGUUUGCAUAAGGGACUAAGUGCAGAGGCUUGGCUUCAUGGUCCCUCCUGCAUAUAUACUGUAGCUAGUGGAUGGGAGGGGGGGGGGGCAGAGUAUGUACCGACUCAAACAGCUUGUCAUGUAAUUGCGAUGUGUAGGUUACCCACAAAGGUAUGACUCAAUGAAGAACAUUUACCGUACCCCGAGACACCAUCCUCUUCCCUGUCCAGAUGGGAUGGUGCCAAAUGUUUUCUAUGUACAAAUCUUGAAAUUCUCUUAAUAUGGCCUUUACUGGGUGAACUUGAAAUACAGCCAAGCUGUACCGGAUACAGGAAGACUGAAUGACAAGGGAAUUAACAUCUUUUCGUAUUUACUACUGUUAUAGGGAGCAGUAUUUAAUGUCUUAUUUUUGUAUUUUGUGCAAUAUCACUACUUGAACAGGCAACCUUCUUGGUGUGUGAAUUAAGUUGUUCUUUAAGUAAUGUCUUAUUUAAUAGGGACACAAAACAAUUUUAGAGGGGCGAUUUCAAUUAAAUAGGGACCUGUUGUUAGACUUUAAUGAUUCCAUGUAGAAAAGCUAUUGGUUGGAUAAUGAAGUCACAUGUAUUGUUCUGGCCUUUCAUAUUUUGCAUACAAAUGCUUUAAUGCACUUAAUAGAUAUGGUAUAUUGACAGCAAGUAUAGGUCUUGGUUUCAGGUUCCAGUCUCCAAAUAAGAUCCUACCUGGUACUAUUUUAUGAUAUUAGCUUUCUUAUAUAACUGGGUUUUAAAUAUUUAAGACACUUGCUUUUCUUCAUCUAAACAAAUGUAAUGUGUUAAAAUAUGAAAGGAAAUUAGCAUAUAUUGUCCAGGUUUAUCCUCUGAUAAUUAUACAAUGUUCAUGUGUGCCAUUUGUCACUUAAGACAUAUUUGUUUGUGUACUGAUUAACUAUUUGUGACAAAGCUCAUUCUUUGUUUUAUUGUUCAGCGCAGCAGUUGUUCUCCAUUGAGAUAUUUAAUAAUUUUUUUCAUUAUUUCUUUUCUAAAACAUGUAUAUACAUUAUGUAGCUUAAACCACUGUUUUUAUAUAGGGAACUACGGUUAUAUGGAAUUUAAAAGCAGUGUUACUGAAAAUGAAUUAUUUAAUUUAAAACAUUUAAGUACUGUC